AUGUGGUUCGUCCUCUUCAAAAUCUUCCGCUUCGGCUACUCCGAAACCAAAAAAUACAAAGCCAAAAAAGCCGCUCAGCAACCCGGCCAACCCGGACAAGCCCAGUUCCAACAACCUCCAUUCCCAAACCCUUACUUCGGCGGCACCGCAGACGGCUCUCGCGGGCCAGAGCAGUACCCAAUGGACACCUACCCGGCGCCUCCGCUCCCCGAGCAAACCCCUCCACCCGCAAUGGGCAAGCGCGCGAAGAUGAAAGCUCUCAUUUCAACCGCCCUCGCCAUCCUCCAAUUCGCUUUCGGUCUCGCCGUCAUCGGCCUGUACAGCCAGGACAUCAACUCCGCGCGCGAUAGGGGCGACUCAGCGCCCAGCCGCUGGGUUUAUGCGGUGGUUACGGCGUUCAUGUCGACCGUCACUGCGCUGGCGUACCUGGUUCUCGGCUGGUGGUGGAAGAAGCGCUCCAAGCCGUCGUUCAGCCAGCGGGGUGGUCUUUUCCUGCCGCUGUUCGCGUGGGAGUCUAUACUCGUUAUCCUGUGGCUUGUUGUCUUUGGGAUCUUUGGCGAGAUGUAUAUUGGUGUUUAUCAUGUUGGUGGCAAGGACGGCGGUGAUAGUAAGGUUACCCGCAUGCGCAGGGCUGUUUGGGUUGAUCUUGCUUGCUUGCUGUUUUGGGUGGUCUCUGGUGCUUGGAGGGGUGUUAGGUGGUGGAAGGCGAAAGGAAGUGGAAGUGGUCCGAGUGGGUUCAGUGGGUUCUCUUUCAGGAAGAAGAGGAGUGGUGUUGAAGGCGGGGAGAAGGAGAUGGCCUGA
Molecule: messenger RNA, 801 nt
Organism: Aspergillus mulundensis
Lineage: Eukaryota; Fungi; Ascomycota; Eurotiomycetes; Eurotiales; Aspergillaceae
Product: MARVEL domain-containing protein
Exons: 1
Coding region: 1-801 (266 amino acids)
Source: RefSeq, a predicted model, not a curated record